Messenger RNA from Olea europaea var. sylvestris, 1783 nucleotides. Its product is annotated as glucan endo-1,3-beta-glucosidase 14. The transcript is spliced from 4 exons. Gene Ontology annotation, biological process: carbohydrate metabolic process. Gene Ontology annotation, cellular component: plasma membrane. Gene Ontology annotation, molecular function: hydrolase activity, hydrolyzing O-glycosyl compounds. The record is from RefSeq and is a predicted model, not a curated record. The coding region runs from base 123 to 1268 and encodes 381 amino acids. NCBI's taxonomy places the organism in Eukaryota, Viridiplantae, Streptophyta, Magnoliopsida, Lamiales, Oleaceae.
CAAAGCUCUAGGAGCGGGGUGAGGCGAUAGGGACCCCAAGGUUGGGGUUCAACCUUUUUUUUAUAUAUAUUACAUAUCUCAAGACAUAAAGAAGCGUGGCUGAGAUUGAGCAAAGCUGGCAUAUGGCAACGCAAAUGGCCACCCUCUUCCGGGCUCUUCUUCUUCUGUUCACUCUUUCAGAUUCAUUUGGCAGAAUUUGCUGUCUCGGAGUUGGAAUCAAUUAUGGCCAGAUUGCGAAUAAUCUUCCCUCACCAUCCCGUGUUGCAUAUCUCCUUAGAUCUCUCAACAUAAGUAGAGUUAAACUUUAUGAUGCUGAUCCAAACGUAUUAAGUUCAUUUGCCAAUUCUGAGGUGGAAUUCGUCAUUGGGCUCGGGAACGAGUAUCUUGAGAAGAUGAAAGAUCCAGUUCAAGCUCAAUCUUGGAUUCAACAGCAUGUUCAACCUUACAUUUCCCAGACUAAGAUCACGUGUAUCACUGUCGGGAACGAGAUUCUAACAGGCAACGAUACUCAGUUAAUGUCUAAUCUCUUCCCGGCAAUGCAGACGAUCUAUGGGGCACUUAGCAAUCUCGGGCUGAGCAAGGAGGUGUAUGUGACAACUGCUCAUUCAAUUGGAAUCUUGGGUAAUUCCUUCCCACCUUCCGCAGGCACAUUCCUACCGGAUCUUGCUGAGUACAUCCAGCUUAUAAUCAAUUUCCAUUCACAGACUAAAUCACCGUUCCUUAUAAAUGCCUAUCCCUUUUUUGCGUACAAAGAUAAUCCUGGUCAGGUUUCACUUGAGUACGUUCUUUUCCAGCCUAAUCCAGGCACAAUGGAUCCAAUUACCAAUUUGAAAUAUGAUAACAUGUUAUAUGCACAAAUUGAUGCUGUUUACUCAGCAAUAAAAGCAAUGGGCCGUACUGAUGUACAAGUUAAAAUUUCAGAGACGGGAUGGCCGUCAAAGGGGGAUCCGAAUGAGGUAGGAGCAACACCACAGAAUGCUAAAUUAUAUAAUAGUAACCUUCUGAGCCGGCUGCAGCAAAACGAAGGUACUCCAGCAAAUCCAUCGGUGCCAGUCGAAGUCUAUGUUUUUGCACUUUUUAACGAGAACCUAAAGCCUGGUCCAGCUUCUGAGAGAAAUUAUGGACUCUAUUAUCCUGAUGGUACUCCAGUUUAUGAUAUUGGGAUACGAGGCUUUCUUCCACGCAUGGCUUAUGCAGCUUCCUGGAAAAACGAAUUAUCUUUCUUUGUUCUUUUUCUUUCCCUAGCUUCCUUGAUAUGUACUUUAUAACAAAGGGAUUCCUACAUUGAUUGGAAGGGAGGGAAUUGACGAAGAGAAGAUGACGAGCACUAAAUUUCCCUUAACUUUUGUUUUCGGUGUAUUCUCGGGGAGAUUUUAGUGCAAGUUAACGAGGAUAAGAUUUAUGGACGGACAGACAUUCAUAAAACGACGACCACCAAAUUUCAUCCCUGCUGACAUUAUACCGAAGGGAUAUGAUUUGCCUGAUCAGUGGAUCAACAUUCUUGAACAGGAAAAAUCAAACUUUGCCAUGAUGUUUUCAUUUGAACAUGUUUCAUGUUGUGUGAACUUGAAAAAAUGGCUGCUAAAAAUACACCAAGUUUUGUCUGGUUUGGUAGGCUAUCACUUUAAUAAUUGUCAAAGACAGAUUAUAGCAGGCACAGCCUUUGCAAUUUGCAUUAAUAUACGAAGGGAAAAGAUUAGUCCAGCCACUAUAUAGGAAUAUGACAGUUUUCCUUCAUUAUUCAUUUGUAAUUAUAUUGAUAUUUAAUCUUUUAUGUUUGUAU